UGUUUUUACAUUGUUGUGAACAGUAAAUUGAGAUGGAUUGUUCAUGCUUUUCAAGAUGAAUAAAAAACACGACGUAUCUGUAAACUAUGGCCCUUAUGUGAGUUUUGGCUUAUUAAGUCAUCGCACUUCUCGUCUUGAAGGAGUUGAAGCUUUACUUCGUGAAGAUGGUCAUAAUGUUUGUUUCAACAAGAUCCCAGACAGAAAUCUCGUCGAGAUUGUUGUAAAUGGAGAGAUAAUUUAUACCACAAACAUUCAAGAUUUUCAAUUUGGUGGAGACGGUAAAUUGGAUCCAAUUUGCUUUAAAGUAUUAGAUGCUGUUAGAAAAGCAUUUUGACUUAAUUUAGAAAAUCCAGAUAAAGCAAAAAACUGAUGUAAUGUAUUAUAAAUUGA
Molecule: messenger RNA, 390 nt
Organism: Xenia sp. Carnegie-2017
Lineage: Eukaryota; Metazoa; Cnidaria; Anthozoa; Malacalcyonacea; Xeniidae
Product: UPF0728 protein v1g117062-like
Exons: 3
Coding region: 44-334 (96 amino acids)
Source: RefSeq, a predicted model, not a curated record